Messenger RNA from Tinamus guttatus (white-throated tinamou), 1592 nucleotides. Lineage: Eukaryota; Metazoa; Chordata; Aves; Tinamiformes; Tinamidae. The record is from RefSeq and is a predicted model, not a curated record.
CCUCGCCCUGAGCCAGGGGGCGGCCAUCAGCAACGACCUCAAGUCCAUCCGCAGCCAGGAGCGCGCGCAGCUGCAGGACCUCAACGACCGCUUCGCCUGCUUCAUCGAGCGCGUGCACGAGCUGGAGCAGCAGAACAAGGUGCUGGAGGCCGAGCUGCUGGUGCUGCGCCAGAAGCACGCGGAGCCGUCGCGCUUCCGCGCGCUCUACGAGCAGGAGAUCCGCGAGCUGCGCCUGGCCGCCGAGGAGGCGACGAGCGAGAAGCAGGCGCUGCCGGGCGAGCGGGCGCAGGCCGAGCUGGAGAAGCGCGUGGACAGCCUGCUGGACGAGCUGGCCUUCCUCAAGAAGGUGCACGAGGAGGAGCUGGCCGAGCUGCAGGCGCAGAUCCAGUACGCGCACCUCUCCGUGGAGAUGGACGUGUCGGCCAAGCCCGACCUGUCCGCGGCGCUGCGCGACAUCCGCGCGCAGUACGAGAAGCUGGCGGCGCGCAACAUGCAGAACGCCGAGGAGUGGUUCCGCAGCCGCUUCACGGUGCUCAGCGAGAGCGCCGCCAAGAACACGGACGCCGUGCGCGCCGCCAAGGACGAGGUGUCCGAGAGCCGCCGCCUGCUCAAGGCCAAGACGCUGGAGAUCGAGGCCACCCGCGGCAUGAACGAGGCGCUGGAGAAGCAGCUGCAGGAGCUCGAGGAGAAGCAGAGCGCCGACAUCUCCGCGCUGCAGGAUACCAUCAACAAACUGGAGAACGAGUUGAGGACCACGAAGAGUGAAAUGGCUCGGUACUUAAAGGAAUACCAGGAUCUGCUCAACGUGAAAAUGGCCCUGGACAUUGAAAUUGCAGCAUAUAGGAAGCUACUGGAGGGUGAAGAGACCCGACUCAGCUUCACUAGUGUUGGCAGCAUCACCAGUGGCUACACCCAGAGCGCCCCCAGUUUUGGCAGGUCUGCGUACAGCGGCCUCCAGACCAGCUCCUACCUGAUGACGACCCGCACCUUCCCCACGUACUACUCCAGUCAUGUCCAGGAAGAACAGAUUGAAAUAGAGGAAACAAUUGAGGCUGCUAAAGCAGGAGAAGCCAAAGCAGCUGCCCCUGCAGAAGAAGGGGAGGAGGAGGAGAAGGAGGAAGGUGAGGAAGAAGCAGGAGGUGAAGAGGCUGAAGAGGAGGAGGAAGGUGCCAAGGAAGAAUCAGAAGAAGCCAAAGAGGGUGAGGAAGAAGAAGGAGGAGAAGAGGAAGAAACAGCAGCUGAAGAAGGAGAGGAGUCCCAAGAAACUGCUGAGGAAGCUGGUGAGGAAGAGAAGGAAGAGAAACAAGCAGCAGGAAAGGAAGAGAGUGAAGUGAAGAAGAAGGCUUGAUUUAGAUGGUUCACUUUUCUCAUCAAGUUAACAGAGUAACUGAUAAUUGACUGAGCUAAAAUUGCAGUCCCACAUAUUUAAUUGUGACCACUGAAGUUUAAUGUUCUAUGAUGUUUCUCUCCAUGCAGAGUAUCAGUUUGCUUGCAGAGCGCCCACUGGCUUGCUCCCUGAAUGCUGCAUGGUCUACACGUAUGAUUUCAGGAGCUGUCCCACUUGGGUCAUUCAGAAUCUUUAACUUAAAAAA